Molecule: messenger RNA, 1724 nt
Organism: Tachyglossus aculeatus (Australian echidna)
Lineage: Eukaryota; Metazoa; Chordata; Mammalia; Monotremata; Tachyglossidae
Gene: CNP
Product: 2',3'-cyclic nucleotide 3' phosphodiesterase
Exons: 4
Coding region: 81-1337 (418 amino acids)
Biological process (GO): cyclic nucleotide catabolic process
Cellular component (GO): membrane; cytoplasm
Molecular function (GO): 2',3'-cyclic-nucleotide 3'-phosphodiesterase activity
Source: RefSeq, a predicted model, not a curated record
GGCGGCGGUGGGUGCACGUCGCUCUUCCCGGUGAGUGAGUCCGUCGUCCGGCGGCGGCGCCUCCUCUCUCCUUCCUCACCAUGAGCAGAGGCUUCUCCCGGAGGGGCCAGGCCUUCCUGCCCAAGCUGUUCCGCAAGAUGGCAUCGGCGUCGGGCCCUCAGGCGGAGUUCCAGUUCCCGUUCCUGCAGGACGAGGAGACGGCGUCCGUGCUGCGCGAGUCCAAGACCCUCAUCGUGCUGCGGGGGCUGCCGGGCAGCGGCAAGUCCAGCCUGGGCCGGGCCAUCCUGGAGCGCUACGGGGACGGCGCCCGCCUGGUGUCCGCCGACACCUACAAGAUCACGCCGGGGGCCCGCGGGGCCUUCCCCGAGGAGUACCGCCGCCUGGACGAGGAGCUGGCGGGCUACUGCCGGCGAGGCGUGGCCGUGCUCGUGCUCGACGACACGCACCACGAGCGCGAGCGGCUGGAGCAGCUGUUCGACGUGGCCGACCGGUACCAGUACCAGGUGGUGCUGGCCGAGCCGCGCACGGCCUGGCGCCUGGACUGCAACCAGCUCCGCGAGAAGACCCAGUGGGCCCUGCCCGUGGAAGAGCUGCGCAAGCUGAAGCCGGCGCUGGAGCGGGACUGGCUGCCGCUCUACUUCGGCUGGUUCCUCAGCAAGAGGAGCUCCGAGAGCCUGCGCAAGGCCGGCCAGGCCUUCCUGGAUGAGCUCAGCGUCCACAAGGCCUUCCGCAAGGAGCUGCGCCACUUCGUUUCCGGCGACGAGCCCAAGGACAAGGUGGACCUGGCCGCUUAUUUCGUCAAACGCCCCCCGGGCGUCCUGCACUGCACCACCAAGUUCUGCGACUACGGCCGGGCCGCGGGGGCCGACGAGUACGCGCAGCAGGACGUGGUGAAGCAGGCCUACGCCAAGGCCUUCUCGCUGACCGUCUCGGCCCUGUUCGUCACGCCGCGCACCGCGGGGGCCCGCGUGGAGCUGAGCGACCGGGAGCUGCCGCUCUGGCCCGCCGACGUGGACAGGCUCACGCCGGCCGAGGCGCUGCCCCGGGGCUGCCGCGCCCACGUCACGCUGGGGUGUGCGGGCGGCGUGGAGCCGGUGCAGACGGGCAUCGACCUGCUGGAGCUGGUGCGGCAGGAGAAGGGGGGGCCCCCGGCCGAGGAGGUGGGGGAGCUGGGCCGCGGCCGCCUGGUCGCCUACGGCAACGGGCGCUGGCUGCUGCGCCUGGCCAAGAAGAUGGAGGUGCGCGCUAUCUUCACGGGCUACUACGGCCGGGGGCAGGCCGUGCCCACACAGGGCCCCCGCAAGGGUGGGGCUUUCCGCUCCUGCACCCUCCUCUGAGGGCCGCCCCCUCGCCCACCCCCGUUAACCCAACUGAACAUCUUUCCCUGCCCACCCCCCGACAAUAACGUCACCCCAACUCUAACCCCACCCGCCGACCCGGUGCUAACGCACCCGGGCCCCUCCGCCCGUGUACUAAGCACUUACCACAGUGCUCUGCACACAGUAAGCACUCAGAUACUACCGAUUGGUGCCACCCGGCAGCCUUAAUCAGAGUGGGGCCCGGCCCCUCCUGCCAUCCUUCACCAGCAGUCAGAGACCCACUGGUCGGGGCCCGGGGAGAAGGGCACGGCCCCUCUGGCCCCUAACCCGGACCCACUAAUCCUACCCGACUGGGGGCUUGCCCGGCCAGGCCAGCCCAUUCAUGCAAUAAACUAGUAACCAGAG